Molecule: messenger RNA, 3915 nt
Organism: Sphenostylis stenocarpa
Lineage: Eukaryota; Viridiplantae; Streptophyta; Magnoliopsida; Fabales; Fabaceae
Source: the annotation of a GenBank genome assembly
AUGGGAGGUGACAGUGCCGUUGAGGAAUCCGUAGGGGUCAACGUCAACAUCAAUGUUCGCUGUUCUAACGGCUCCAAGUUUUCCGUUCAGACUUCCGUCGAUUCCACCGUUACUUCAUUCAAGGAUCUCGUCGCUCGCAACUGCGACAUCCCCGCCGAACAACAACGCCUCAUUUACAAGGGUCGCAUCUUGAAAGACGAUCAAACCCUCCGAAGCUACGGUUUGGAUGCAGAUCACACUGUCCAUUUGGUUCGUGGUUUUGCACCUGUUAAUCCAACUGGUGGUACCGAUACUAGUAGCACCAAUACCAAUACCACAACAAAUAAUGCCAGAGGUGCUGGUGUGAAUGAAGGUGGGGGUUUAGGAGGGCUUGGCUUUGGAGCUUCACUGUUCCCUGGACUAAGUAUCAAUGGGACUAGGGUAAAUGGUUUAUUUGGCGAGGGAUUUCCUGAUCUAGAACAGAUGCAGCAACCAUUUCUUUCAAAUCCCAAUUUAGUGAGAGAAGUAAUGAAUUCACCUGCCAUGCAGAAUCUAAUAAAUAAUCCUGAGAUAGUGCGGAAUCUUAUAAUGAAUAAUCCACAGAUGCAAGAGCUCAUGGAUCGAAACCCUGAGUUAGCACACAUACUUAAUGAUCCCAGUACACUCCGUCAGACCCUUGAAGCUACAAGGAACCCUGAGAUCAUGCGGGAAAUGAUGAGAAAUACAGACAGAGCAAUGAGCAAUAUUGAAUCUUCUCCUGAGGGAUUCAACAUGCUAAGGCGCAUGUAUGAAAAUAUUCAAGAACCAUUUUUAAAUGCCACUACAAUGGCUGGUAAUACAGGAAAUAAUAAUGCAGCAAUUUCAGGGACUCAUGGUGGACAUGCUAGGGACCAAUCAACUAAUCCCCCAACAACUAGUUCUGAAGCAACUUCUGGUUCUCCCUUACCUAAUACUAACCCACUUCCAAAUCCUUGGUCUUCUACUGCUGGAGGUGCUCAAAAUAACACCAGAAGGUCAUCCACCACUGGUGUGGAUACCAGGCAGCAAGGACCUACUGGCUUAGGAGGGCUUGGUCUGCCAGACCUUGAAAACAUGUUGGGUGGAAGUGCUAUGCCAGAUGCUUCUUUAUUGAACCAGUUAAUGCAAAAUCCAGCUAUCUCACAAAUGAUGCAGAGUAUGCUUUCCAAUCCACAGACAUUAAAUCAGAUUCUUGGUGCUAAUACUGAGCAGCGGGGCAUGCCUGAUUUAAAUUCUCUUAGAGAAGUAAUGCAAAAUCCAGAGUUCCUUCGCCUAUUUUCUUCACCUGAGACAUUGCAGCAGCUAUUGUCUUUCCAGCAAGCUCUUCUGUCUCAGCUUGGUCAGCAACAAUCGACACGGGAAUCUGGUCAAACCGGCAGAGGCACUGGACCUACGAACAACUUGGGAUUGGAGAUGUUAUCAAGCAUGUUUGGUGGACUUGGAGCUGGUAGCCUAGCUGUUCCAAAUAGAUCAAAUGAGCCACCGGAACAAUUGUAUGCCGCCCAACUUUCACAGCUUCAAGAGAUGGGAUUCUUUGACACACAAGAGAACAUAAGAGCUCUUAUUGCUACUUCAGGUAAUGUUCAUGCAGCAGUUGAACGACUAUUGGGGAACUCUGUUUUCAAGGGCCUUGUGGUGCGAAUUCCAAUAAUGAUGGAGAAAGCAGAUUCUGUACAGAAGCUAUAUACUCGAAUGCGCCUUUGGGAAUUUCCAAAUCAGUAUGUGAUUGAACCAACAGAUGGAUCUUCCGGUUCUUAUUUGGCAGUUAGUCGAAGAGAUGGCUCCAUAAAGCUCAUUGAUGAGAUUCCUGAAUGCAGCACCGUUCGAGUUCCUAAGCUUUUUACAAUUUAUGGUGUGGCUGGAAUGUUAAGGCUUUUGGCUGGAUCUUAUUUGCUGGUUAUAACGGGGCGUGAAUGCGUUGGAUCUUACUUGGGACAUCCAAUUUUCAAAGUUACAUCUCUCAAGGUUUUUCCAUGUUCCCCCAGUUUUAACACCCCUCCUGAACAGAAGAAGUCAGAGAUCGAUUUUACUGCGAUAUUGAAUGUUGCUGAAAAGACUACUGGUCUGUUCUUCUCAUACGAGGCUAAUUUAACUAUCAGUACCCAAAAACUAAAUGACCUUGGUGAUGAUGAGUCUAAGUUGCUUCCCCUCUGGAGACAGGCAGAGCCUCGAUUUCUAUGGAAUAAUUAUCUGUUAGAAGUGCUCAUAGAAAACAAGGUGCACCAUAAGGAAACAUUAUCUGUCCCUGAGGAAUCUCCAUCCUCUUGCUCCAUUGCCAAGUUGAGUGAACUACCAACCUUAGAGAUUGAUACCAAGAAGGAUAACAAUGAAAGACAGGAGGAAGAAACUUGUUACAGUGCAAGUCACGAGACUACACAGGCUUCCAAGGAUUUUGGAGGAACCCGGAUGUGGAGAAGAGGAGCUGAUCCUGAUGGAUAUGUGGCUAAUUUUGUGGAAACAGAGCAAAUUAUGCAGAUCAAUGGGUAUACAGGAUCAAUUGUUCAGGUUCGUGGUUCAAUUCCGGUGCCUUGGCAGCAAAUUGUUGACUUAACAUAUAAACCUAAGUAUGAAAUAUUGAAACGUGACGAAGCUCCCCGAGUCUUGGAGAGGCAUUUCUUAGAUUUAAGAAAAAAGUAUGGGUCUGUGUUAGCUAUUGAUCUAGUUAACGAGCAUGGAGGAGAAGGGCGGCUAUGUGAACAAUUUGGAAAAACAAUGCAACAUGUAUCUGGUAAUGAUGUCAGAUAUCUGCAUUUCGAUUUCCAUCACAUUUGCGGGCACAUUCAUUUCGAUCGUCUCUCAAUCCUCUAUGAUCAAAUAUCUGAUUUUGUUGAGAGAAAUGGAUAUCUUCUAUUGAAUGAAAAGGGAGAGAAAAUGAAGGAGCAACUUGGGGUUGUUAGAACCAAUUGUAUUGAUUGUCUAGACCGCACAAAUGUUACUCAGAGCAUGAUAGGCCGAAAUAUGCUAGAAUUCCAGCUUAGAAGAAUUGGGAUCUUUGGUGCUGAGGAAACCAUUAGUUCACAUCCAAAUCUAGAUGAAAAAUAUAAGAUCUUGUGGGCUGAUCAUGGAGAUGAUAUAAGUACUCAAUAUACAGGAACUCCUGCUCUCAAAGGAGACUUUGUCCGAUUUGGGCAUCGCACGUUUCAGGGCAUAAUAAAUGAUGGUUGGAAUGCUCUUAUGCGCUAUUAUUUGAAUAACUUUUGUGAUGGAACAAAGCAGGAUGCUAUUGAUCUCUUGCAAGGACAUUUCAUAGUUUCUGGCAACCGAGAUUCGACUCCUCAGAAUCAAGGCAUUGAAGCUAUUGCUUCAUUUCCUCUGGCUUUGGGUUUGGUUUUGACUGGGUUCUUUUUCACAUUCAUGUCGUUGACGCAAGAGAUACGGGCAAAAUGGUGGAUCCGUGGUGAUAUUGGUCCCACUUUCCCUUUUGUUCAACAGAUGAAAAUUGAGGAAUCCGUUCAUUCUUGCUUCCUGUUUCCAUCAACUCCUUUCUUUCUGCCCCCUGUUAGAUAUGAUUUUAGGCACUUGUUCUUCUCACUAUUGUGGGCAAGCAUUAGUGUUGGGAUAGCAGCAUUUGUGAAGGCCAAUGGUCGCGUUUUCUGCAACAGACCUCGCCUACACAAGCCGCGGGUUCUAGUAUCCAUCCCUUUAGUUGGGUUUGAAACCACCACCGUUGUCCCGUCCCCGCCGUUACCGGUAGAUAAAGUGCCGCCGCCGAGAACGACGCACGCCCCUCCUAUUCAACUCGUCUCUGCUAUACCACCAGAGCCUGUAACCACCAUUGUUCCCUCAGUUCGAAACCACCGCCUUCAAGUUCUCCAAGCCCUCCCAAGUUCUUUUGCGUUACGCGUUCAAGCAUCCCUAGGUCCACCUUCCGCGUUCUCCAAUUUCAAGGAUUUGUUUGAGUGUUCAACUAGAGCAUAA